AUGAACAAAGAUAGCCAUAGGUGGGCAGAUGAGCACAUAAGAAGGAGGCCAAGGAGGACUGGGACGAGCAUGGAUCAGGGUAUAACUGUUUUUCGCAAGAAUGAAUCAGACCUCCAGAGGCAAACGGAAGCAGCGGUCAACAAGAAACCCAAGCGCGGUCCGCUCAAUACCAUCGAGCAGGCCGCUCUGAUCAAGGUCUGCGAGAAGAGAGCCAGAUACGAUGAGGUUUGCAACAUAACUUCUUCACAAUUCUGGUUCGGAAUCGAGAUGGCUCUCGAAAGAGAGAUUGGUCGUCGCUACUCGCACUAUUCCUGCAGAAAACGCAUCAACGACUACAUCACAAAUCGUGCUAUAUAUCAAAACGACAUCAAGAACGGGAUAAAACCGGAUCCUGUGCUUCUGCCCGACCCAGAGAUCCGCAAGCUGCUAGAUCGAUGGGAGGAAAUGGACAAAUACAAGGAACAGCUGGAAAGAGAGAAGGCAUUAGGUCAGCUUGUGGGACGGGAGCCUGAAGUGCCGACGAAAAACAAACUACAGAGAGUCGCGGACUGGGUCAGGAGCCUUCCAGACCCGGAGCCUCAAGCUAGACCCCUCGUCACUCCGCCCUCCACCAACUCCUCCCAAUCGCCAGUCAAACAGGAUGAAUCCACUGUUCUUUGGGCUCGAUAUCGCAAAAUUGAAGAUUAUCGGGCCAUUGCACGGUCUAAUCAACUCCGUGCGUUGAACAAUGAUUUAACGAGCAGUCGACAGCUUCUAUCGAAUAUCAAAGAACAAUUACACUCGACACUCUACGAUCCGCCGGCCAACCAAACAACGACAGGUCUAAAGCGAACUCGGGAAGACGAGGUCUCUCCUGACCGAGCAGCGCCACGUCCUCGAAUCGAAUUGGCCGAAUUGGAGGCUAUGGUCAAGCCACCAUUGAAACAGAGUCCUGGUAACUCGAAUGUCCUUACUCAAUCCGAAAUUGCGCCCGCCCAGAUGCCGAUUGAGACGGUAUUCAGCAAAUUCUGGGAAAGCAUGCUGCCAUAUUUCAAGGAACGAGCUCUGAAAGAUGGCAUAUCCCUCAUAAAGUCUGAGUCUAUCAUGCACGACCUAUUUAAAGAAGUUGGGGCCGCCAUGACCAAGGCAUUUAUGAAACUAGAGCAGCAAACCUCUCGAUCUCCUUCCGCUUACAAGCCUCCUAUAUAAGUCCGCUUCACGUCGCAUUCGAGCAUACGCAUCGUCAUUUCUGCUAUCUACGAGCAUUUUCUGUCCUAUUUCCGUUUCCGGCGCGCAUUGUUUCGUCUUCACUUUCAUCAUAGGCCACUUUUGAGCUUGAUUCAGUUUUCUCAUUAGACUGCAUAGAGUCGAUACCCCGUUUUCUUUGGGUCGUUUGGAUUUACGAUUUGUUUUACAGUUGCAUCGCAAGCAUCGCAAGCAUCGCAUUGCAUAUCUGCUUGACAUCUCUUACUCUUCUCUUAUUCUCCUGUACAUACAAGACUGCCUGCCCAAUUGUGGUGCUGGAUAUGAAGCAUCACUCAGAUUGAUGAAUGAAUUAAAGUAAACAAACAC
This is a messenger RNA of Aspergillus nidulans FGSC A4, 1551 nucleotides long. RefSeq lists its product as uncharacterized. The coding region runs from base 1 to 1188 and encodes 395 amino acids. Lineage: Eukaryota; Fungi; Ascomycota; Eurotiomycetes; Eurotiales; Aspergillaceae. The transcript has 2 exons. The record is from RefSeq and is a predicted model, not a curated record.